This is a messenger RNA of Neoarius graeffei (lesser salmon catfish), 2618 nucleotides long. It is a transcript of the gene sp6, whose product is annotated as Sp6 transcription factor. Gene Ontology annotation, biological process: regulation of transcription by RNA polymerase II. Gene Ontology annotation, molecular function: DNA-binding transcription factor activity, RNA polymerase II-specific; RNA polymerase II cis-regulatory region sequence-specific DNA binding. Bases 221 to 1120 code for a protein of 299 amino acids. The transcript is spliced from 2 exons. Lineage: Eukaryota; Metazoa; Chordata; Actinopteri; Siluriformes; Ariidae. The record is from RefSeq and is a predicted model, not a curated record.
CGCGCGCACAUCCGAUGCGCUCAGGUGUGGGGCGGCGGAGACUCGAAAGAAGCGCGUGCAGAGGAAGCAGCCAGGUGAAGCUUCUCACCGUCAGACAGAUUUCCUUCGUUUGAAUUUAUCCCAAUGAGUUUCCCUGCAAUGUGUUGAACAACCCUCUGUCCACCUAAAGAAACACCCAAAACCCGUCAAUCACAGAGAAAAGUGCACACUCCCACUCUCCAUGGCACACCCAUACGAGCCGUGGUUACGUGCGGCGCCCCCUGGAGGCCCGGAGGAGGUGGGCAUGUCUGGUUGGUGGGAUCUGCACGGUGGAGCUGCAGGAGGCUGGAUGGACAUGCAGGGGUCACCAGCACUUGGGGUCGGGGGUGGGGCCAUGGCACAAGGCGGGUCCAUGGGCCUGCAGCAAGGUGUCAGCACCUAUAACCCUGAGGCUCAGAUGUGCUGCCUGCCAUCCUCACCCCAUGCUGGUCCACUCUAUCCCCCUGAUGGCUUUAAAAUGGAGCCGCUGGCACAGGACAUGCUACAUACUCCACAUCACGCCACGCCCUUUUCCCUGGAGGAGUCACAGGAGGGAACAAGCAGUUCGGCUCGGCCCAAAUCUCAGCGCCGAUCUGGAACCAGAGCUCCGGGUCAGACGGCCUGCCGCUGCCCGAACUGCCUGAGUGCAGAAUCACUAGGAGCCAACAAUGACAGCGACGAUGCUAACAAGCGCAAACACCUGCACAACUGCCACAUCCCGGGCUGCGGGAAGGCCUACGUGAAAACGUCACACCUGAAAGCUCAUCUGCGCUGGCACAGCGGCGACAGGCCUUUCGUCUGCAACUGGCUGUUCUGUGGAAAACGCUUCACACGCUCUGAUGAGCUGCAGCGCCACCUGCAGACGCACACCGGCGCCAAGCGCUUCAGUUGCAGCGUUUGCCCACGUGUCUUCAUGCGCUCAGACCACCUGACCAAGCACAUGCGUGUUCACGAGGAGCAGGGAGGCACAGAAAACACCUCACCUGCCUCCGUCAGUGACGGCGCUCUCACCUCUGCUUCACCCACUGAGGUGGCACCGAGUCUGCAUCUGAAGAACGAAACCAGCGCAAGUGGAGAUGAGGCACCAGUAAAUAGCACCUAACUGACACCAAGUGAACACUUCCUUAUCCCUGAAGCUAAUGCUAAACACCACUGAACUGCUCAUGCUAACACUAAACUCCAACUUGCUAGUCAGAGCAUUGUUAGCAUGAACUAACACUGGAUAUCACUGAUUAAAGGUGAACCUAGUAUCAGUAACAUUUGUCUGUUAACACUGUAUAUCAUCAUUCAGUCGCAGCAUUAGCAUUAGAUGGCUGUCACUAGAGGCAUUACUUAUGCUAACAUUACCAACACCAAUAUAUCUCUGAAUAGGGAGCUAGCGCUAAAAGCAUUAGCCAGUUAACACUGUUUUUCACUCAUUAAUGAUGUUAAUGUUGUUAAUAAAUACUGAAUAACAUUGAUUAAUAUCUAGUUAGAACUGUUAACAGCUGAUUAGCACUGGAUUACACUGACUGAGGUGUUUUUAGUUAGUAUUAACACAAGCUAUUAUUGAAUUAGCAAUGUUAGAAUCAACUACAGAAUAUCAGUAAUUAGUUUAGGUGUUAGCAUGGCUGCCGUUAUCUUGCAACACUGGUUGACUAAUAGUGGGGAUAGCACCGUUUGCAUUAGCAGGUUAGCACUGGACAUCACUGACUACUGCUGCAGUGAGCAUUAUGUUAGUAAUAGUUACGUUAGCACUGCUGUUAGCAUAAGAUGGGAUGUUAUGUGAUGGUCGCAGUGUUAGCGUAGCCAGACCGUCAUGCGUAACACGUAGCGCUGGUAAAUUUACUGCAGCUCUUAGAGUUAAUACUGUUUACAUUAGUGCUGCUAAUAAUAGUGAUUACUGUUUUACACACACACACACACACACACACACACACACACACACACACACACAAGUAGAAUUGAAUUAAGUAAAGUUUGGUCCAGUUGAUGAUGUCGUAAUGUUAUGAUGCAGUGAAGAUCAAAGUUUCACCCAAAAUCUACGUGUCAUCGCUUUAAUAUUUUAAUAUUUUUUAAUUUCUGAGUGUAAUUUAUUCAUGAACGUUUAUUAAACACACACAUUAAUUCAUAGUUAAGUAUAAUAAUAAUAAUAAUAACAAUACGGUGGGUUUGUGUUGUUUUUGUUGCUCCCUUGCUCACUUCCCCUCGUCUGAGUGGACGCUGUUAGGGGACGUGAACUGAAACACAUCACACUGUUCAACAUCAUUACACACUUCUCUUUAAUAUCAUUUUUAUAUCAGCUUUAUUAUUUAAAGACGAAGGUACAGAAUAUUAUGAAGCUGUUAUUUUAUUAAACUGUCACUGAUUUUCUGACUUUUUCACAUCCCACUGUUGGUGGUGUUUGAGAUUCAGAGCAGCUCUGUGCUGGUGAAAUGUUUCCAAACCUAAAUCCUCUGAAUAAAUCUGCUUGAAUUAAUUAACUUAUAAUGAUGUAUUUUAUACUGUGUGUGUGUGUGUGUGUGUGUGUGUGUGUGAGAUUAGUGCGCAACAGAACAGUGGUUUUUGUUUCAAUUUUGUGUAAAUUUAUUGGAAUAAAAUCUCACAGCACUCUGUGUUUA